AUGUCAAGCUCAACCAAAUCCGUCUCGGCGGCUGCCGUGCAGUCACAUACCACACGCGACAACUGCUGGAUUGUUGUAGAGGGAAAGGUGUACGACAUGACAAGAUUCGCACCAGAGCACCCAGGAGGAGCGGAAAUAAUCUACGCAUAUGCUGGUAGAGACGCCACCGAGGCGUACUCGGAGGUCCACGAACCGAAUCUCAUCAAGACCAAUCUCUUGCCUCGAGAGCAGAUUGGAGAUCUUGACCCAACCACAAAGCUCCCAGAUGUGCCGCCUGGUCAAGAUUCGAGGGCAGGUCGGAAGCAAGAAGACAAACCAUCGCUCGACACUUUCAUCAACCUGUACGACUUUGAAGAUGCUGCGAAGAAGUCACUCUCGGAGAAGAGCUGGACCUUCAUCUCGGGCGCCUCAAACGACAACAUCACGCGUGACGUGAACCACGACCUCUUCAGAAAGAUAUGGUUCCGGCCUCGGAUAUUGAGAAAUGUCUCGACUGUAUCUACGAAAGCGACGAUGAUGGGAUGCCAAGUAUCACUUCCUAUAUGGAUUGCACCGGCUGGUGUUGGCAAGACGGCUGGACCAGAGGGUGAACUGGCGCUUAGCAGAGGCGCCGCAGCCACUGGCAUCAUACAGACGAUAUCAACGACGGCCUCGUUCCCAUUGCUCGAGAUUCUUGACGCAGCGGGCAAGGAUCAUCCGUUCUUCUUCCAACUAUACAUCAACAAAGACCGGUCAAAGACUGAAGAGCUCCUCAGGGUCAUCAACAGCCGCCCACAGAUCAAAGCUUUGUUUGUCACCGUCGACCUCCCUGUUGUUUCGAAGAGAGAAGCAGACGAACGGAUAAAACAUGACACGUUAUAUUCCAGCGGCGUCGGAGGCUCCGCAGCUGGUAGCGACCACAAGGGCGCGGGGCUUGCAAGAAGUGUAGGGUCUUUCAUAGACCCGGCAUUCUGCUGGGAAGACCUGGCCUGGCUGCGACAACAGACCAAACUGCCAAUUGUCCUGAAAGGUAUACAGUCAGCGGCCGAUGCCAGGCUCGCCAUGCACAUGGGCUGCCAGGGGAUCGUGGUGAGCAAUCACGGAGGCAGGGCGCUGGACGGGGCCCCGGCCUCGAUUCUCGUGCUCCUAGAGCUACACAGGGAGUGUGCAGAGGUCUUUGACCACAUGGAGAUUUUCAUCGACGGGGGAUUCAGAAGAGGAUCCGACAUUCUCAAAGCCCUCUGUCUCGGAGCCAGUGGUGUCGGCCUGGGCAGACCCUUCAUGUAUGCCAUCAACUACGGCAAAGAAGGCGUCGUGCACGCUAUCAACAUCAUCAAAGACGAGAUCGAGACAGCCAUGCGCUUAGCCGGCCUGAAAUCUCUAGACGAGGCGGACCCAGCGCUGAUCAACACGGCCGAGGUGGAUCCGCUUGUCCCUCGCGGUUCACUCCAUCCUUACGCACGGAGACGCGAAGGCCCAAGAAGACAAUAUCGUCUCUAA
Fonsecaea pedrosoi CBS 271.37 is the source of this 1479-nucleotide messenger RNA. RefSeq lists its product as uncharacterized. NCBI's taxonomy places the organism in Eukaryota, Fungi, Ascomycota, Eurotiomycetes, Chaetothyriales, Herpotrichiellaceae. The record is from RefSeq and is a predicted model, not a curated record. Gene Ontology annotation, molecular function: oxidoreductase activity. The transcript has 5 exons. Bases 1 to 1479 code for a protein of 492 amino acids.